AACAGAAAUGAUUUUGUUUUGCUUUUUGGAUUCUGAAACAGAAACUUGAAAAUGCCAGGAUUAAUAGCAUUUGGGAGGAAAUGGGGAAUAGGAUCAGAUGAUUUUGUUUUCCCAGGAAUUUUAGAAAUAUUUUGUAGAGUGAUUUGGUUGAUAUUUAUGUCAGUUGUGUAUAACCUUCACCAAGAUGCCUUUAUUAGAUGUAAAGGAGGAAGUUAUCUACAGAUCUAUUGUAUUGGAAUCCUUGUGGUGAUGUGUGUGUGUAUAAUCAGUACAUGUGUAAUUGUGUUUAUCAGCUCACGUGGGUCUUUAAUGAAUGCUCAGCCAAGGAGAAAAUUUGUCAAGGUUUUUUAUGUGCGGUCAGUUCUUGCCAUCGUAGAAAUUGUUUGGAAUAUAUUAGGAAGCUAUUGGGCCUUUGGAAUGAAGACUACGUGUGAACAUAGUGUAGAACUGGCUGUUAAAAUCACGGUCAUUGUGUUCUGGGUUCUAGCCGUAACUGUGUUCAUUGCUUUUUUAUUUGUGUUUGGUAUUUUAGGGGGAUCAAAGAAAUCACAUCAUGAUGGACUAUACAGCAAAGAAAGUGGUGCUUCUUCUUCUGCCAUCAACAAGUGGGAAAAAAGGUUUAGAAUAAUAUGUUGUUGUUUGGCAGGAAGUGAAAAAAAUACUGGUGCAUUUAAUGCUAUCUCACAACUGCUUGCAGAUUAUUUUAAGGAUGUAGAUCUGGUACCCACUGACAUUGCUGCUGGUUUGAUACUGGUACAUAAAGACCAAGAGAAACAGAUUAGUGAUCUGCCAAGUAUAUCAUAUGAUACAUUCACCAAUGGAGCAGCUAGUAGGUCCAAUGGACAGGCUUCCACAUCCACAGAAGAAUGUAAUGUAAAACCCAAACCAUGGAUGACAACCAAGAUGAUGUUCCAUUACAUGAGAUAUGCCAGUGCUUCUUAUGGGUGGCCAUUUUAUAUAUUUACAAACUUGUGUACUGGGAUGUGUCGUCUGUGUAAACACAUGAGGUGCUGUAGUUGUUGUCUACCAGAGAACCAAGUUCAUUUUGACAACUGUUGUCAGUGUAAUACAGCCACAAUCAAAAGAUUAACAGGGUUGAAUCAGUUUGAUCUGGUCUAUGCAGAUUAUCAUAAUAGGAUAUUUGAAAUACCAUUUUAUGUAGCAAUAGAUAAAGAGAAACAGUCAGUGGUUAUAGCCAUCAGGGGGACUUUAUCACUUAAGGAUGCUAUUACAGAUAUGAGUGCAGACAGUGAAUGUUUAGAGUGUGAGGGUCUUAUAGGCUGUGUUGCUCACAAAGGCAUUCUUCAAGCUGCUCAGUAUGUAAAAAAGACAUUGGAGGAGAAACAUAUCUUAGAGGAUGCAUUUGAUAGGGCACAGGGCAGUAAGUUGGUGAUCACAGGACACAGUUUAGGAGCAGGUACAGCGGCAUUACUCGCAGUUUUACUCAAACAAUCAUAUCCUGAUUUAAUCUGUUUUGCUUAUGCUCCUCCAGGUGGCCUCAUGAGUUUUGAAGCUAGCCAGGCGAGCCAAGACUACAUAUGUUCUGUUGUGCUAGGGAAAGAUAUGAUAACCAGACUCAGUAUAUGGUCAAUGUAUGAUCUGAAGGAAAAAACAUUAACAGCCAUCAGAAAUUCACAUUCUCCUAAGUUCCGAACUUUAGCAUCUGGUGCCUGGGAGGUAUUAUGUGGCUGUUUUAUUAGUGAUAGUACAGCAACAGAGCGACUUCUUGGUCGAGGUGUCACUAAUAUAGGCAACAAUGAUAUAGAGGAAGCAUUGCAGAAUGUCAGUAUGGCCAGAGAAAAAUUAAAAAUUACCCACCCACCGAUGUAUCCACCAGGGCAGAUAUUACAUGUAUUAGAAGUAGAAGGAGGGAGAGCCUGUUGUGGAACUUCAAGUUUUUAUGCAGAAUGGUCGAGAGCAGAAGACUUUGUAAAGGAGAUAAUCCUGUCUCCAGACAUGGUAACAGAUCAUAUCCCUGAUAAACUAAUGACAGCCUUAGAACAUCUAAGCGACAAAGACUUCACACCAAAACGACGGAAGAGUCAAGAAGAAGUAACUGCACUGUAACAAGGAUAAUAUAGCCUAUAGAAU
Messenger RNA from Mytilus californianus (California mussel), 2091 nucleotides. RefSeq names its product diacylglycerol lipase-beta-like. Gene Ontology annotation, biological process: lipid metabolic process. Bases 52 to 2067 code for a protein of 671 amino acids. Lineage: Eukaryota; Metazoa; Mollusca; Bivalvia; Mytilida; Mytilidae. The record is from RefSeq and is a predicted model, not a curated record. The transcript is spliced from 13 exons.